Messenger RNA from Aricia agestis (brown argus), 3886 nucleotides. Its product is annotated as synaptic vesicle membrane protein VAT-1 homolog-like. The coding region runs from base 118 to 1500 and encodes 460 amino acids. The transcript is spliced from 9 exons. The record is from RefSeq and is a predicted model, not a curated record. Lineage: Eukaryota; Metazoa; Arthropoda; Insecta; Lepidoptera; Lycaenidae. Gene Ontology annotation, molecular function: zinc ion binding; oxidoreductase activity.
GCCAGUCCUUCCCUCCGCUCAUUCGUUCCGCGACGCGUCGAAUUGCCGGCCGGCCUCUCCCUCAUUCGUAUCGUGUCCGUUAACCGUACCGCUCGAUAAAUCAGUAACUCAUAUAAAAUGACGGAAAGCACGGAUACCCCGGCCGCCGCAGCGCCCGAGAAGACCCCGACUGAGAAUGGAACCACAGACACGCCGCCGGAGGAAACUCCCGAGAAGGCCACCGAGGAAAAAGAAAAGGAGACUCCCCCGCCCAAGGAGAUGCGAGCGGUCGUCCUCACAGGUUUCGGUGGUCUCAAAACGGUCAAAAUUCUGAAGAAACCCGAACCCACAGUCGGUGAAGGUGAAGUCCUGAUUCGCGUGAAAGCCUGUGGUCUAAACUUCCAAGACUUGAUCGUGCGGCAGGGAGCCAUCGAUUCGCCCCCUAAAACGCCGUUCAUUCUUGGCUUCGAGUGCGCCGGCGAAAUCGAACAAGUAGGCGAAGGUGUUACCGACUUCAAAGUGGGUGACCAGGUGGUAGCUCUUCCAGAGUACAAAGCGUGGGCUGAACUCGUCUCCGUCCCAGCUCAGUAUGUGUAUGCCCUGCCUGAGGGCAUGAGCGCCCUGGACGCGGUCGCCAUCACCACCAACUAUGUGGUCGCGUACCUCUUGCUGUUCGAGAUGGCCAACCUCACGCCCGACAAGAGCCUGCUCGUUCAUUCCGCUGGAGGUGGUGUGGGUCAAGCCGUAGCCCAGCUCGCGAAGACGGUGGAGAACGUGACGGUGUUCGGCGUGUGCUCCAAGAGCAAACACGAGGCUCUCAAAGCCAACAACAACAACAUCGACCAUCUGCUCGAGAGGGGCAGCGACUACACCAGCGAAGUUAGGAAGAUCAGCCCUGAUGGUGUUGACAUCGUGCUGGACUGCCUCUGCGGCGAGGAAUGCAACCGUGGAUACUCUCUCCUCAAGCCAAUGGGAAGGUACAUCCUAUACGGCUCGUCCAACAUCGUGACCGGCGAGACCAAGAGUUUCUUCAGUGCGGCGCGUGCUUGGUGGCAAGUGGACAAAGUGUCCCCGAUCAAGUUGUUCGACGAGAACAAGAGUCUCGCCGGUCUGAACCUGCGACACCUGCUGUUCCAACAUGCGCGCGCGCCGACCGUCCGCCGCGCCGUCCAGCGAGUGUUCGCGCUGUGGCGGGAGGGCAAGGUCAAGCCGCUGGUUGACUCCACCUGGGCGCUCGAAGACGUUGCUGAAGCUAUGCAGAAGAUGCACGACCGCAAGAACAUCGGCAAGCUAGUGCUAGACCCGUCUCUCGAGCCCAAGCCGAAACCCGCCACUCCGGCCAAGGGCAAAGCCGGCAAGGAAAAGAAGCCAGCCAAGGAGAGCUCCGAGGAGAAGAAGGACAAAGAGGCUAAAGAAGAAGAGAAGAAGCCCGCUGAGAACGGAGAAAAGAAUGGUGAGGAGCCGCUGACUAACGGUAACAGCGACGAAGAGUCUAAGGAGAAGGAGAAAGAGUCGAGCUGAACAGUUUCUCCCUAGGACUGGACCAGACAAACCACCGCCAAUUUAUUUUAGAGCUGUUUUACCUGUGUGACCGCGCGAGCUUACGGCGCCAUACUGUUUUGCCAUGCACUUUACACGACGAUUCUACCGGAUUUUCUGCAGUAUUUCUACAAAUUCUUUCUUAAUUUAAAACAUACUAUUUUUCAAAAUUUAAACAUUUAAUAGAACGUUGUUGGGCGCCAUAUUGAAUUACAUUAUGUGAGUGCGUACCAUUUUUUUUUACAAAUAUCCUCAUAACUUAAAACCAAGUAAUUCUUAAUGUUAUACAAUUAUGGAUAUUUGUGCUUAACAAGAUACUCCGGUGGAAUCGUCGUGUGACGUCAUGUACGGUUCUGUUCGAUCGCACCUUCGAUUGCUUAUAUUACUCGAUCCAUCGAACAUUCUCGUACAAUUUUUAUUAAAAUUUUAUUCGAUUCAUCACAAUUUAAUAUAAUGUACACAGCGAAAUAGGCAAUGAAUAUUUUUUUUAUUAACGUUUUUAUUUUUUUAUCGGGCCUAAGUUGAUUGUUUCUUAACAUUUAAUCUUUAGUUUUAAUUAAGACUUUAAUUUUUAGGAUGAGAUAUUUUAGUCUGCGGUUAUUUUGGACGGCUAAUGUAUAUCUAAGGUGCAGAGAUGCUUAAUCUUUAUGUAUGUUAAGCUUUAAUAUUUUAUUAGUAAAUGUUUAACGUUUGGCCCCGGAGACACCCCCGCCCUGGGCCCGCUACGCCAUCUGUGAACGAAACCCUACGUGUGAUAUUUUGUACUAGGUACUCUAGAUUUGCGGUACGAAGCCACACAUUAUUUUGUUUGAGCUUGAAAUGCGAGUAAUUUAUAUUUUUUAUACUUAGAAGUUUUGUAAAUUAUUUUGUAGUUAAGGAAAAUUAACGAAUUCGUUUCGAAGCGGCCAUCGCUGUUCGCACUAAGCUCGCUUGCUACGUGAUGUUCGCCCGAGCGCUAAUGUCAAAAGUGGCUGUUUCUAUUGUCUAUGAUAUUCGAGUUUUCGAAUCGUAGAAAUAGUACAGUUUACUUAUUACAAUUUGCGUAUAUUAUUCCCAUGGGUAUACUUGCCAUCAUUCGUCACGUCGCAAGCACAUUACCGCCAGUUAAACUUACAACGAGCUUGAAAAUAGUGCGGGUAUCUGUAAAUUUUUGUAAGAUCAUUGCAUACGCAGUUGGCGUUAAAAACGUCUUAGCUUUAAGACUCAAGUAAUAAGAUCUAUAAUGCAGAUAAAAUUAAACUCUUCUUAUUCGAUAAAAUUGAGUCUUACAAGCUUUUAUGUUUUUGAUGCUAACUAUAGCAUAGUGCGGUCCCUGAGCAGAUAUAACAUUGGCCACUGAUCUAGCUCUUCUUCUCUUGCUCACACUCAAUGAAUCUCCGACGAGACAGCAUAUAAGCAUUUACACGAGAGGGACAGAGACAGUCGUUAAUUUCCUCUCUGCCCGGCGACCGCACCAGGAUUAAGACAUAUUUUUAUAGACCAAUCGACGGGAUCUCUUGUACGAAGCUUUUUUACGUAUCUUUACUCAAAUGUCACAUAUCUAAACAUAGUUACACGUAACACGAUGUAUAUUAGUGAUAAUCUUUUGAUAUCGAUAUUCACCUACUUUUCUUUAUAAUAUAAACAAAAAUAUUUACCCGAAGAUGAUAAGGUUGUAAGUACCGCCAUAAUGUACAGUAUGGUAAGUUGUACCCAGUACUCGUAUUUAUCUGUAUGACAUAUCAUGUGUAGUCACAGUCCCUCAGGGCAGCUUACCUUCGCUCAAUAUGACCUGCCAUAGCGUCGAACGUCUCACUGAAAUUUUUUAUAAACUUUAUAAUGUACGGUUUUUGAAAAAAUUUUUGCACCCCGCUCCCGGAACCGACGGUUGUGAACUGAGGAGCGUCUGACUGUAUCCCUUUGGAUUUAAAAUUAGCUUUUUAUACUGUAGGAUCCUGCUGGAUUUGCUUUUACGAUGGCUCGGUGCUAGUUCGGUAGCGCGUCUCCGCUUCAGUCUCGGACCAAUGUAAACCUGUAAUCCCUAUAAUCUUGUCGCUUUAUGUGUCAAAUGUGCGUAUUUCUUGUAAUGUAAAAUGUAUUAAUAAAUUAUAUCGACCUGUAUAAUGGUUUAGAUUUACCUUUGAAUUUCCAUUCUAUAUCGUCCCGCGCGCCCGAGUGACCGCACUGUCCCCGGUGGAGUCCCAAUUGUUGUUGGUUAUAAUAUAGGUAUUCGCUGCCAAUAUUACGGGAGAGAGGUCGGACUCGUGCUCUCACUCGCGCAAGGCUGGGUCGUAUUUGUAUUACACAUUUAUUUUUGUAAGGGCGGGCCAGUGUGAUAUCUAUACUAUGAAAUGGAUAAAUAAAUAUGUAUGAUCUGUAAAAAUGCUUA